This is a messenger RNA of Vespula vulgaris, 1935 nucleotides long. RefSeq names its product UDP-glucosyltransferase 2-like. The coding region runs from base 320 to 1867 and encodes 515 amino acids. Gene Ontology annotation, molecular function: UDP-glycosyltransferase activity. NCBI's taxonomy places the organism in Eukaryota, Metazoa, Arthropoda, Insecta, Hymenoptera, Vespidae. The record is from RefSeq and is a predicted model, not a curated record. The transcript is spliced from 8 exons.
UACCGUGGCACCAAGCAAACUGAUCGUGAAACGUGCUCUGAAUUGUUCAUACAAGUUCAUGCCGAACUCCUUUUUUCCUUCCUCUUCUUGUCCUUUUUCUUCUACGUCCUCUUCCUCUAUCUCUUCCUUUUCCUCUUUCUCUUCCUCUUCUAUUCUUUAAACUACUCUAUUCUCUUUUGGUGUUUUGAGCAAUUUUCAAAGUCUCUAAACCUUCUUCGAAAUUCUUCGAAAUGUUCAUACGAUCUUUCCCAAAACAUUAGUUUUUCUUUUGUUCAUCGUUCCAAAAAAUCAUCGUGUCAGAAUUUCCAAAUCGCACAAAAUGAACAUCGUUCUGAUACUCUCAAUAAUUCUCAUCAUAUCUCGCGAGUGUAGUUUCCUAGUCGAUGGAUUUCGCAUUCUAGGCAUCUGUCCGAGUACGAGUUAUAGUCAUCAACAACCAUUCCAAGCACUGAUGAAGGCAUUGGCAACUCGUGGUCACAACGUUACAGUCAUUUCAACGAUACCAUUAAAGAAGAGUCUUCAAAAUUACGAGGACGUUGAUCUCUCGUUCACAUAUCGCAAAAAUGAUUGCACUGGACUUAGACAUAUGGAUGCUUACGAGAUUUUAACGAAAAAUAUGAAGGAAGCUAACGAUCUUUGUGCUGAGCAACUUUUCAGCGAACAAAUCAUGGAAUUAUUAAAAAAAAACAAAACUUUCGAUGCAAUCAUAAUUGAACAAUUGUGGUAUCAUUGCUAUUACUCUCUGGUUAAACACUAUAAUUAUCCGGUAUUAAUUGGAUUUCUAAGUGUUGGAAAUCUUCCAUACGUCAUGGAUUCAAUUGGAAAUCCGGACGAUCCAAUGUUGAAUCCCGAUAUGGCUUACCCCUUCACAAAUCGAAUGAGCAUGGAAGAGAGAAUUUGGAACAUAUUAUACACGAGCUGGACCAGGAUCUAUUAUAGAUACUACCAUUUGCCAAAAGCACAACGAAUAGCCAACAAGUUCGUACCGGAAACGCCGCUUUACGACAUAGAUAGAAAUUUCAGCUUGAUUAUAUUAGGCAAUAAUCACGUUCUUGGUUAUCCAAAACCUUUAUUACCGAAUGUGAUUGAAGUCCAUAGUCUACAAAUUACGGAACAAACUGAAUCUUUACCUAAGGACAUUCGUGAAUUCCUGGAUGAUGCCGUAAACGGAGCCAUUUAUUUUUCUCUCGGUUCGAAUCUGCAAACUCACCAGCUACCCAGUGACCCUUUGACGGCAUUGUGCAACGCCUUGGGCUCGCUCAAGCAAAGAGUUCUAUGGAAACAUGCCGGAGACAUGGCUAUUCAGUCGAGCAACAUCAAAUUUGUGAAGUGGGUUCCACAGCAAGCGGUUCUUGCACAUCCAAAAGUGAUGGCGUACAUGAUGCAAGGUGGUCUGCAGUCAUUACAAGAAGCUGUACAUUAUUCUGUGCCUCUGGUAGUCAUUCCUUUCUUCGGAGAUCAACAUUUCAACGCAAAAAAAGUACUUGAUGCUGGAAUCGGACUUACGUUGAACAUUGACACAAUGACGGAAGAAUUAAUCGUACGAACUAUCACAGAAGUCGUGGAGAAUAAAACAUACUCGCACAAUAUCAAACUGAUAUCGGCCAUUUUAAAGGAUGAACUAGUACGUCCAAUGGAGAGAGCAAUUUGGAAUAUUGAACACGUUCUAAAGUUUCCUAAUUCUAAACACUUGCGCUAUCACGCUCGGGAUAUGUCAUGGAUCGAUUAUUAUUCGACAAUACUGCUGAUCCUUUUGAUUCUCACGAUUUUAAUAUUCAUCUGUUGUGCAUGCGUUGUUGUUGUACGAAAAACUGCACAAAGUUGUUUAUAUUCCCACAUGAAACGAUGUAAAUCCAAGAAAAACUAAUGCUGAUUUAAGAAAUUUAUUUUUGUAAUCAAAUAUGAAACAAUAAAAAAUGAUCAAUAUUAAUUUAA